Messenger RNA from Phymastichus coffea, 3360 nucleotides. RefSeq lists its product as uncharacterized. The transcript is spliced from 7 exons. NCBI's taxonomy places the organism in Eukaryota, Metazoa, Arthropoda, Insecta, Hymenoptera, Eulophidae. The record is from RefSeq and is a predicted model, not a curated record. The coding region runs from base 205 to 1671 and encodes 488 amino acids.
GGAGGGUAGUUCUGUAGCGCCAGUACCGCGCUUCAGUACCGCGCCGGUGGUCAGGCAGCACGAAUCGCGAGCUGCAAAAGUGUCGACGCGUAAGCGGAGCGAAGUGUGCUGGUGUAGUGCGCGAAGUGGCAGUUUUGGCGUUGCGCGCGCGCAGACACGUCGGCGAGCGCUCGCCGCGGAAAAUGUCGAUGCGCCAAGGGGGCGAUGAGCCCAAUUUACCGUUCUCAUUGUCACCCUCGUCAUCGCUGUUUGCACACGAGCUUCGUCAUCGCACUGAUCAUCGGGCAACUAUUAUUGCUGGCCGUUGCUGCCUCAUCCGGCCAAGGCGACUCGUCAGCAGCAGUAGCAGUAGCAGCAGCUUCCUCUAACCAUGACACCGAGCUCGACGCCUACGAUGACGAGGAACUCGAUGAGGAAUACGUCGAGAUCAACGUCACCGCAGAGCCGUGGAAGUACUUGGGCUCGCCGUGCGAUACGAACUGCAACCCGUCACUGCAGCACGUGUUCUGCGACCCGCAGACAAAGUUUUGCGAGUGCGAGAAGCUUUACCCCGUGCAGCUGGGUCCCACCAAAGGCUGUGCCAAACCCAAGAAACUCGGCGAGCAAUGCCUGUACAGAGCGAGCUGCAUCUACACCGAUCAACACUCGACGUGCAUGCAGGUUCAGCACAAUGCUAUGUGCGAAUGCGAGACUGGCUACCAUCGUGUGCCGCUAUCCAGACAGAAUAAAAAACUAUUCUGCGCUGCAGAUUUGGUGCUGAUAGCCACGGAUCUACCAACGCUGCUCGGCGUAGCCACGGGCAUAGCAGUGCUGACAGGAUUGAUUUGUUUUGUGCUGAAACUAUUUAGUCGGGGCCGCUACACGAGACCUCGACACUACGCUAAUGCCGGACAUGCCGCGCCCAUGCUUUUCUCCAGCGACACAGGUAUCCCAUUGACACUGCACGGCUGCAGGCCGUCAUCUCGAUCAUCUCAACGCGGCAGCGGAGCAACGAUAAAUUGCGUGCAAAUCAACCGGAAGGCAAGCUCGAGCGCAGGAGGAAGCGGUGGCGAACGAAGCGUGCAGGUGUCGUCGUCACGUGCAGGUGCGGCUCGAGCCGCAGCCAUCUUGCUGAUCUCAUGCCGUGGGCAGGAUGCCUCCAGUGUUGUUGUAAGCGCGGGAGGCGGCAGCAACGGCAAGCACCGACGCGCACUCAGCGAUGUCGCCGAGGGCUCGUCCGAUGGCCUCGGCUCCCGUCGUCCAAGUUUAGCGUCAAUUCACAGCACAACUUCGUCGGCCAAGAGUUACGGCGCCGGCGCUCGACGUCUCGAACGCGAACGCAACGAGAAAGAGCAGCGUCAAGCUCUUGUUGAGUUCAAACUGAAACAGCAGCAGCAGCAGCAGCAGCAGCAGCAGCAACAACAACAAAAAGAGCCGCUCCAACUACAACCAACCCCUAGUCCAAGGACUCCACAUUCAACCGACGAGCUACUGCCGGCAGUCGCUGAGGGAGCUGAACUUUUCUACAGCGAGCAAACACCAACGACAUCAAGCACAUUAAAUGCCGCAGUGGCCACCAAGGCGAGAAAGACAACGACGAAAAUGUUAGCGACGACGAGCGAGGCAAGCAGUCCAUUGUUCGAGAGCGACGUGAAACCAUGCACUUCUGCCGACGUUUACCGCAACUCGUAAUAAAUCCUUCGUCAAACAUUACUGUUGUAUACAGUAGCUCGUCGCAUCUAUUCACCUAUACUCAUAAAAAAGAAGACACGAUCAAUAUUUAAUGCCGCUCGAGAUUUGUCGUUUAUUUCUCUCUCUCUCUCUCUCUCUCUCUCUCUCUCUCUCUCUCUCUCUCUCUCUCUCACUCUCUUCUUUUCUUUCUACGUACGCGCGUCAUGCGAUAUACAGUCUAUAGGGAAACUUUUAUUGAACCGUGUUGAUUUUGUUGUCCUUCUUUUGUUAGGUUGCAUUCAGACUCGAGAAAAAUGUAGAGAAAAGAUAGAAAGGUUCGUCUUUUAUAUUUAUGUUUUUUUAUUUGUAAACGUGACACUUUGGUUUUCUUUCUGCAUUGAAAUCGUCGAAUAUCCCGUAUGCAUGUAUAUAGAUAUAAAUAGAGGACGUUCGAACAAAAGAUAUUCACACCAAAGUACGUAAGCCAGUGACUCACGCGAGAAUGAUAUAGUUGCGCGGCUAUAUAGAGUGCACCUACGCAGAAAUACACGUACAUGGCGAAAAAAGAAAUGGCUUUUCACUCGUUCAUCACCGUGCGCGUGGUGGUUUUUUGCAAGCCUAAUUUGCCAUCGAUGUCGAUGAGAGCGCGUUUUUAUACCGUUUUAAUACUUUGAUACAUUUUUUAAUGUUUUCAUUAUAGACUUUUUUAAAAAAGCGCUGUGUAUGAGCCUAGAAGACGUAAGUUUACUACCUCUCCAUAUAUACUUUUCAUAUUUUCUUUAUGAUGAUGCGUGGUAUAUACCCCUUUUUAAUUUAUUGUUAAUAAUUACCGCAUCGAGCAAUACAGAAAAUACAUUUUUUUUUCGACGGCGGAGCGUUUAGGUAUGUAAUAUAUGCCUAACGAGGCUUUGUAUUAGGAAUGACAAUUUUUUUGACGUAUGAAAAAUAUUAAUUGAUAAAAUGAAUAGAAAUAAACGAUUUAUUUUUACAAAUUGACUGAUAUGGAACAAUACUGUAUAAUAAAAACUGGUUUUUUAGUAAAAUUCGAAAGAAAAUUGCAAAAGAUUGAAUUUAAAAAAAUCAUAUAAUCGAAAUUCUAAUAGAUCUUCACACAUUAUACGAACUACGUAAAUUGGUAAUUGUAAAACGGACAUAGAAAUCGAAUUUUCCCAGUCGAGGCAUGAAUAUAAACUAAACGAUGAGAAUGUUCAAAUAUAACUUAACGCUGCCUUUUUCGAACGAGAAGAGAAACUUCAUAGUAUCAAAUUACUUGCUGAACUUUUUUGGCAGAAUAGUGAGAAUGAGUGCAUAUGAGAAGACGCAACUAGGCUUUAUCGAGUACUUUAAAUCAUGAUGUCUCAAAAAAUCAUCUAUAAUGUCAUGUUAGUGAAUGCAAUUGUUCAAUUGAUCGUUAUAGUAUGUAUAAUAAUAUAUAAGCGACGAGAAUUCCAGUAACUAUAAUUGUUAAAAAAAAUGAAAAGAAAAAUUGUUAAUCGCGAGAAUUCCAUUAAUUUAUUGCAAAUAGGAGUUCUGUAUUUAAAUAAAAUCUAUAAAAGCAACAAACAAAUAUAAAUAUAAAUGAAGUAGAGCGAUUGAACGAGAGGAAAAAGAUUGACAUGCAUGUUUAUAAAAGUCUAUGUAAACAGCGUUGUUUUAGCCCAUUUUGAAUGUUUACUGUACGAUACAUUGUAAUAUAGACGUUGGGCAAAU